Messenger RNA from Synchiropus splendidus (mandarinfish), 1406 nucleotides. RefSeq names its product purinergic receptor P2X, ligand-gated ion channel, 3a (gene p2rx3a). The record is from RefSeq and is a predicted model, not a curated record. Gene Ontology annotation, biological process: monoatomic cation transmembrane transport; response to ATP. Gene Ontology annotation, cellular component: nuclear inner membrane; plasma membrane. Bases 1 to 1230 code for a protein of 409 amino acids. Lineage: Eukaryota; Metazoa; Chordata; Actinopteri; Syngnathiformes; Callionymidae. The transcript is spliced from 12 exons. Gene Ontology annotation, molecular function: purinergic nucleotide receptor activity; extracellularly ATP-gated monoatomic cation channel activity; ATP binding.
AUGCCCUCGGCGGUGGGGGUCUGGGUCGCCGACUUCUUCACCUACGAGACCACCAAGUCUGUGGUGGUCAAGAGCUGGUCGGUGGGCAUCAUCAACAGGAUUGUUCAGGGGUUCAUCAUCGCUUAUUUUGUGGGCUGGGUCUUCAUCCAUGAGAAAGCCUAUCAGACCACGGACACAGGAAUCGAGUCUUCCGUCAUGACCAAAGUCAAAGGUUUUGGCUUCCAUAACGGGCGAAUCAUGGAUGUGGCCGACUACGUCCUUCCUCCCCAGGGAGCCGGAGUGUUCUGCAUCAUGACCAGACUCAUCAUCACGGAGAACCAGUUCCGAGGCAGAUGUCAGGAGUCUCAGGGCAGGUACGAGUGUCACACGGAUGCAAACUGCACCAAACAUCUGGACUCCAUCCUCACCAACGGUAAGAUCACAGGAACGUGUUUAAGGUACGGUGAGGAGCUGGGUAAAUGUGAGAUCGAGGGUUGGUGUCCUGCCGAAGACGACUCGGUGACGCUCACGCCGAUGAUCGACGUCCUGAACUUCACCAUCUUCAUCAAAAACAGCAUUCGCUUCCCUCUAUUUGAUGUCACAAGGGGGAACUUCCCCUCCACCAUGACGUCGAACGAAAUCAAGAGAUGCCUCUACCAUCCUGAGAAAAAUCCUUACUGCCCCAUCUUCUCCAUCAGAGACAUCUUCACUUAUACGAAGCAGAAUGUAACCACCCUCGCAGAAAAGGGAGGAGAAAUUGGAAUAAACAUAGAGUGGAAGUGUAACCUGGACCUGGACAUUGAGCAGUGUAAACCCCGAUACUCCUUCACAAGACUGGACGCUCCCUUUGCCAAAAACGCUGUCUCCAAAGGUUACAACUUCAGGUUCGCCAAAUAUUUCAAAACAGACAACGGGACGGAGUAUCGGACUCUCCACAAGGCCUUUGCGAUUCGAUUUGAUGUGAUGGUCACUGGAAACGCAGGGAAGUUUGACAUGGUGCCAACACUGAUCAACCUGGUGGCUGCCUUCACCUCCAUUGGACUGGGCACGGUUCUGUGUGACCUCAUCUUGCUCAACUUCCUGAAAGGAGCCGAUCAGUACAAAGCCAAAAAAUUCGAGGAGGUUUCGGAUGCUCAGAUAGCCGCGUCCCUGGCUCCGAGCCCUGAAAGUCAGCUCUCUCUCAAGCGAGACAUCAAGAGCUCCUACGAUUCCGGAGCCCUUUCCCUCGCAGCUUCCGACCAGGCCGUCUGACUGGAGCGCCUUCAUCGUAAAAAGGGACAUUCUACCUGUCAAUCAAUACCUAAAGCCGAAUCUGAUGAACUGGUUUGCUUCCUGCACGGUCACACAGGAAGUGAGACAGAGGCAUCUCCAAGCUCAGUCAAAUCAAUAUUUUCAUCCUGUACAGCCGUAAAGCCCAAAGAAAACAC